AUGGUGGCGAUCCAGAACUCGCAGAAGUACGAUCGACAGCUGAGGAUAUGGGGCGAGCACGGGCAGAGGGCGUUAGAGCAGGCGCGCGUGUGCCUGCUGACAGCAGGCCCCACGGGCACGGAAGCUUUAAAGAACCUGGUGCUGGGGGGGAUAGGCUCCUUCACUGUCGUGGAUGGCGCCACUGUAGAAGCCCACGACCUGGGCAACAACUACUUCUUGGACCGCACCCACCUGGGCACAUCGCGAGCGCAGGCGGUGACAGCGCUGCUGCAGGAGCUGAACGAGAGUGUGGCGGCGAGGUUCGUGGAGGAAAGCCCUGCCACUCUCAUUCAAGACAACGCCACCUUCUUCAGCGAGUUCACCCUCGUCAUCGCCACCCAGCUACCGGAGUCAGUACUGCUACAGCUGGAAUCGGUGUGUCGGCAGCACGGCUGUCAGCUCAUAGUGGCGCGCUCCUACGGCCUCAUGGGUCUUAUCCACAUUUCGGCCCCAGAGCACUGUGUGGUGGAGGCAAAGCCAGACAACACGGUGGAUGACCUGAGGCUGCACAAGCCGUGGAAGGAGCUCAAAGAGUUCGCAGAGGGCUUUGAUCUGGGCAUGGAGGACCCGAUGCUGCACAAGCACAUCCCAUACGCUGUCAUCCUGCUGCAGGCAGCGCAGCAGUGGCAGCAGGGCGGAGGGAGGGGGGAGGCCGGGGAAGCAGGAGCCAGAGGAGCAGCAGGAGGGGAAGAGGCCGCGCCGGUGGCGAUGCAAGCAGAUGGGGAGGGGCAGGGAGGGGCGGGUGAGCCGCGAGCGCUGCCGCGUAGUGCGAAAGAACGGUCGGAGUUCAAGGCGUUGAUCUCAGCGCACCAGAGGCACAUGGACGAGGACAACUUCAAAGAGGCCCUCGCUGCCGCCUACAAAGUGUGGUCGCCUCCCCCCAUAGGUUCGGAGCUGCAGGGCAUGUUCUCCGAUCCAGCCAUGCUGCUUUCACAUGCCUCCUCGGACUUCUGGGUGCUUGCUGCUGCACUCAAGCUGUUUGUGGAGAAGGAGGGGGAGGGGGAUCUGCCUGUUGAUGGAUCCAUCCCAGACAUGCACUCGCUCACAGAUUUCUACGUGGCACUUCAGAGAAUCUACCUCAGCAAGGCGGAUGCUGACGUGGCAGCGGUGCAGCGACACGUCAGCGAGCUGCUGAAGAGCAUAGGCAGGGAUCCCGCCUCCAUUCCCCUCGCUACAAUCAAGCUCUUCUGCAAGAACGCACGGAACCUGAGGGUGGUUCGCUUCAAGCCUUUGAGUGAGGAAUUUGGAGCAGGUGCACCUGCUUGCAUUCCAACACUGCAGCGGCUCAUGUCAUCUCCGGAUGGCAGCCAUGCAGCUCUGUAUGUGCUCCUGAGAGCCGCCGAUCACUUCUACUCCCAGUUCCACCGCUACCCCGGCUCUUUCCCCGGUGACGUGGACGACGAUGACGUGGCACGGCUCAAGAGCCUGGCAGGGGCUAUUGUCAGUGGAGGCGGCAGUCCCAGCCAGUCACCGUCGAUUCCGGACGAUAUGACGGCUGAGAUGUGCCGGUUUGGUGCCAGUGAGCUCCACUGUGUUGCUGCUGUGAUUGGAGGGGUGGCAAGCCAAGAAGCAAUCAAGCUCAUUACCAAGCAGUUCGUUUCGGUCUCUGGCACAUUGAUUUACAACGGGAUUUCUCAAUCAUCUUCAGUUAUCAAUUUCAAAUAG
Molecule: messenger RNA, 1704 nt
Organism: Closterium sp. Yama58-4
Lineage: Eukaryota; Viridiplantae; Streptophyta; Zygnematophyceae; Desmidiales; Closteriaceae
Source: the annotation of a GenBank genome assembly